Plasmopara halstedii is the source of this 1782-nucleotide messenger RNA. RefSeq lists its product as hypothetical. NCBI's taxonomy places the organism in Eukaryota, Oomycota, Peronosporomycetes, Peronosporales, Peronosporaceae. The transcript has a single exon. The record is from RefSeq and is a predicted model, not a curated record. Bases 1 to 1782 code for a protein of 593 amino acids. Gene Ontology annotation, molecular function: zinc ion binding.
AUGGCGCCACUCAUGUGCGUCGAAUGCGAGGACACGGCGGCUGCCAUGCGCUGUGAAGACUGCGAGGACGUUUACUGCCCAUUAUGCUUUAAAGCACAACAUCGUUCUGGAUCACGAUUGCGGCAUAUCAAAUCCGAUUUUUUAGCAAAGUGUACUGACGCCAUGCGUAAUGUCAACGCCACAUCUUCAUCACAUCUUGAUACUUCGCAGACUUCUUCAGAACCUGGGAGAAAGAACUUGACAUCUUCACCACCUGUAAUUGAUCCUCCGUCAACUACGACUAUAGGAUCGGCUGGUAAAGUUAUUAGCGCGAUAGAGUCCGAAAACAACAGCCACAACGAAGACGACGAGUUGAUGGGUGAGAUUGAUAUUGUUCCGUCAGCACUUAUGAAGGAGGCAUCAUACAUACCGCUGCGUCUGAACGAGGAAGAACGUGCUCUUUUUAAUUUGUUGGAUGCAGCUCUUAACGUGAGCGAAUACACGGACAAGGUGGACGUUUUGUCUUAUCGCUCCCACGUCAAGCGCGUAGUCCAUGAACUGAAUGAGGUUUUUGGAAUCUUGUCCGGUCUCAUGAUUGCCAAUAACUUUCGCAAGGGCCGUCGACUGGUGCAGGGCAAGCAAUUCAAGGAUAACGAAGAAUUUUUUUCUCAGGUCUUUGAGAUUGGACGUCGCUAUAAAAUCAUGAAUCCUGAACGUAUGCGCAACAAUUACGGAAAAAUGAUUCACUUACUGCAGGACGCUAACUUGCGUGAAAUUAGAAAUUACUUGGGCUUUUCGUGUGUAGCACCUAUCAAGACAGUGGCAUCGCUGCUCAAGGAACGUCAUGCCUUGGAGAUGCUCCGUGAUACUCGAUGCGAAGUUGCGACAUCUGUAGCUGGGGCGUAUCCUGAUUUACUAAAAGAUUCAGAAUCCUUACAGCGCAUUGCGCGUGACAAACAACAAGCCAUUGAGGAGCUCGUGCGUGACUACUCGUCGGCGUCAUUGACGGAAGAAGAGAUUCGGUUAUGCCUCGCUUCCAUAUCUGACAGCCAAAGCUAUUUGGCAUCAAAUCGAUCACCAAUCACGUGCAUGAUUAAUCUCCUAGAGACGUUUUUUAAUCCUGAAAAGGUAGAACCAGGGCUCAGUCUUGAAAUUCGGGCUGGAAAGAAUGGCGCAAGGCUUAGUCACAGCCAUAUGAGUCAGUAUGAAUAUGUGCUACAGUCUCUGUUGCUAUGGAAGAACAUCACAACGUCAAUGCUGCGUCUUUGGUGGGUUGUAGAAAAUGAUCUGCUGGGUGGCUGCAUGUACCGUCUUCGUGAUACUGGGCAAGGACUUAAUCGCAUGCAGCAAGCACCCGAGACGUCGCGAUUGGUGCACUCAGUUUUACAUCAGACCCAAAAGAUGCGUCCUCGAUGGGUUGGUUCCUCGGUGGUACACCUUGGUGACCACAAUGUGCCUAAUGCACUCAUGUUUAUUGACAAAUAUACGCAAAUUUCGCGUAUCUUAAGCCCAAUUGUUAACACAGUGCACGAAAUUCCAGCACUUGCAGAACAGCCAAACACGUCUGCAUACAUUAUAGACAAUUUUGGCGGUGCUGAAUCCCUCCAAAAGCGUAUUUUAUGCGAUUUUUUCAAGCACGGAUUUGACGGCAGCGGUGCUGACAACUUUUUUGAUGCAGGCUCAUGUAUUGAUGGUCGCCUUACGAGUGCUUGGAACUGGUGUUCUCGAAUAGAAAAAAAACCAUUUUUUCACGUUUUCCUCAUGGCUGGCUUCGUUGGCUUUGACGGGCACUUCGAGAAAUAA